Papaver somniferum (opium poppy) is the source of this 927-nucleotide messenger RNA. RefSeq lists its product as uncharacterized. The coding region runs from base 1 to 927 and encodes 308 amino acids. The transcript has a single exon. The record is from RefSeq and is a predicted model, not a curated record. Gene Ontology annotation, molecular function: RNA-DNA hybrid ribonuclease activity; nucleic acid binding. NCBI's taxonomy places the organism in Eukaryota, Viridiplantae, Streptophyta, Magnoliopsida, Ranunculales, Papaveraceae.
AUGGUUGAAAGAGGAUUUGAAUUAGCCUCAAGGUGUUGCAUUUGUGAAGAAGAUCAGGAUAAUAUGCAUCAUUUGUUAUGGGAGUGCAGAUUCAGUACACAAAUUUGGAGAUGGAUAUGUUCUAUAUUCAAAUUCAAAAUUCCAAAAUCUUUUGAAGAGGUGUGGAGUAAUACAAAUGGUAAAAGUCCUUUCAUAAGAGAAUGUUGGAUUCUAGCUGCCUGUGCAAUAUUAAAAGAUCUUUGGUUUCAGAAAAACAGGAUGUUUUUUGAGCAGAUUAAGCCAAACAUUCAAACAUUCGAGGCCAUGAUCAAAAAGACAAUAUAUGAAGGAGGGUUCAUAAUGAAAAGCUACAAGUGGAAUACUGGUAUAGAUAACCAGGUAAUUCUUAAUUUUAAACUGGAACCAAGAAGAAUUAAAUUCCAAUACAUUAAAACUUGUUUUUGGACACCACCAUGUGCUGGCUUUGUUAUGUUUUUCUGUGAUGGAGCAUCAAUUGGGAAUCCAGGAUAUGCUGGUUUUGGUGUAGUAAUAAGAGAUCACUUGUGUCAAGUGUUGGGAUUUAUAUCUGGUGGAAUUGGCAUAGCAACAAAUUACAUUGUAAAAGUGUAUGCAAUCAUCUGUGCAGUGGAACUGGCAGUAGAAUGGAAGAUGGAGAAUGUAAUUCUUAAUUCAGAUUCAAAAACAGUCAUAUCAGAGUUUGAAAAUAACAAGAUGCCUUGGUUUGUUAAAAUGAGAUGGCAGAAGGACACAAGGAAGAUUCAGUCAAUCAAAUUCUUGCAUAGUUUCAGAGAAAUAAACUUUGCAGCAGAUACAACAGCAAAGAGAGGUGCUAGAUUAGUUUUAGGGAAAAGGAAAAUGUUUUAUGGAAGACCUGGCUUCUUGUCAAGAAUAGAGCAACCAAAUGUUGCAUAUUAUAGAAAUUUUUAG